Molecule: messenger RNA, 1892 nt
Organism: Trichosurus vulpecula (common brushtail)
Lineage: Eukaryota; Metazoa; Chordata; Mammalia; Diprotodontia; Phalangeridae
Product: calcium homeostasis modulator protein 6-like
Exons: 2
Coding region: 144-1061 (305 amino acids)
Molecular function (GO): monoatomic cation channel activity
Source: RefSeq, a predicted model, not a curated record
CAUUCUCCACGGCCCUGCGCUCCCUCAUUUCCUUUCCCUAGUAAGAAAAUCUUCAGAUCCAGCUGAGGAAACCAGGUAGAGGCAACAGGAUAUCUGCUUGACGAGUCCAGGAGUGAGGAGGAGAAAAGGAAGAAAGGAAAGCCAUGGACAAGUAUCGUCUUUUGUUGGGCCACCUCACGAAACACCACAAAACCUUGGGCAUGAGCUUCUUGAGCUUGCUGACAGCUGGCGGGGAGAGUCUCUUCUCCAAUGUAGUGUUCCAAUGCCCCUGCAACGCUAACUGGAGCCUGCCCUAUUCCCUCUUCUUCCUCCUGGUUCCCGCCCUAAUCCUCUUACUUCUGGGCUACCUGCUGAGCACUAAGGCAGCUCGGUUGAUGACUGGCUGCUGUGCUAGAGACCAGGGGGACACUUCUGAGGAGAUACCUGACAAGCCUGGUUACAGCAGGAUGAAGAUGUGCUGUUGGAGGGUGACGUGCAGUCGAAUCACUUUGACUGCUGCCCUGGCACCAUUCACCUGGAUUGCAGUGGCGCUGCUUGGGGGUAGUUACUAUGAGUGUGCGGCCAGUGGAAAUGAGUGGAUGCAAAAGUACUUAUGUCAGGGGCAGAAACCCAACUGUACUAAGGAAGUGCUACAGAUGCCUUGCCAGAAGACAAAUUCCAAGGAGAUCCAAGGACUCUUGAAUAUGCUCAGGGCUCAAUCCCAGAUGUUAGGUUGGUUGAUAACUCUUCUCAUGGUUUGCUGUGCGACUGCCAAGUUCUGUACCUUUUGCAAAUCACAAGUUAGUUUUCUUCAGUUAAAGUUCCUGAAAAUCUAUAAGAAACAGGAAAAGGAGAUAUUAACUACUGAAUCAAAGAAGUAUGCUACUGAAUUGGCAGAAAGAAAUGUCAAGUGCUUCUUUGAAAAUGUCCGCUUAGACAGUGUGAGAAUUCCAGGCUCUGAUGAGUGGAAGGAGAUUUCAGAAGUGAUUGAGCCCACUGAUACAGCUUAUAGUGCACUGCACGAAUAUGCUAACAACAGGCCAGUAAGAAAUUAUGCUCAUCAAAAUCCUGCUUCUGAUUGAAAUUAAGGAGUCCAAGGAAUCGUCCACAAUACUACACCAAGGAUAUGUCAUCAACGAUCCUGAGAACAUGGAUUUAAAGUUGGAAUGGACCACAUCUCACAAAUGAGGCAACCAAGGCCCAGGGAUUUGGAUUUCUAUCUUUUACAUAAAUAUUAAUUUUGCUAAUAAGCUGGAGCCAAAUUGUAUCACUUUUUUUGGUAUUCAUGCUAUUUUUUUAUUUCAUAGAACCACAGAAUGUUUCAGCUAGAAGAGACUCCAAGGAAAUGGCAAGCUACUCCAGUGUCUUUGCCAAGAAAUUCCCAGAUGGGGUCACAGAGUCAUUUAGUUGUUUGCAUGUUGUCUCCUCUUGCUGGGCCUCCCUUCCCACAAUAGACUGUGAGCUAUUUUCAAAUGGGAACUGUUGGGUUUGGGGGUUUGCUUUUGUUUGUUUUUGGUUUUUGCCUUUCUUUGUAACCUCAGCACCUAGCAUAGGUCUUGGGACGUAGUAGAUGCUUAAUAAAUGCUAGCUGAUUGACUGACUACAUGAGUGAUUUACAAUCCAGGAUUUAGGAAAGGUACAACACAAAGAAAGUGAAAGUGAACUCAGGGACCUACAGUUCAUAAUAGAAAUUUCUUGCAAAAUUUAGAUGCUUAGAAUAUAGUCUGUCACAUGUAAAGAAAAUAGGACAGAUUAAAUAAUAAGUAAUAAGGAAAAUAAUAACAAAAUCUAACAUUUAUAUUGUACUUUAAGGAUUAUAAAAUGUCUUAUCACUUUUUUAUCUUCACAAUUCUGGAAUAUAGGUGCUAUUACUACCAUCCAAAUUUUGCAGAUGGGGAAACUGAGGCAGACAG